AUGGUUCUUCCUGCUUGGGUCCGAGUUGUUUCUUUCAUCAUUGCGGUGCUGUGGGGUUCGCUGUUGAGUGGGUGCAGUGGUGAUGACUUCCUGCGCAUGGAUCGCGGUUCGGAUGUGAUGACCGAAUCAGUCGGCGCGAUUGACGAACGCUAUCGGCGUGAAGGCGGCGAAGACGGCAUCAACAUCUUCAAAGAGAUUGAUCUCCCAACACCAAACGAUCAAAGACUCGGUUCCGGAGCACCAGGACCAGACUAUUGGCAGCAGCGCUGCGACUACAACAUCGACGCGACGCUCGAUACGGAGAGCGAUUCGGUGCGUGCGUCGAUGACGAUCCGCUACACCAACAACUCGCCUCAUGAGCUUGAGUAUAUCUGGAUGAACUUGGAGCAGAACCUGUUCCAGCUCGACUCAACGGGUUCGCAGUCGCGCACCCCUGGUUCGGUGAUGAAGAUGCUCGAGUACGACUUCGAUGGUGGGUACUCGAUCAGCAAUCUCGCGGCUUCGGGUCAGGCACUGGAGAUGAAGGUUUACGACACGCUCGGGAAGAUAGAUCUGGAUCAGCCGAUCAUGCCGGGGCAGGUGUUCGUGUUCUCGUUUGACUUUGAGUUCAAGGUUCCUCCGGCGCUGCGGCGGAUGGGGAUGGAGACUGUUGAGGACGGGAAGAUUUAUGAGCUGGCGCAGUGGUUCCCGCAGGUGUGCAAGUACGACGAUGUGAACGGUUGGAACACGCUGCCGUACUUAGGGUCCGGCGAGUUCUACACGGACUUCGGGGAUUACCAGGUUUCGAUCACAGUCCCUCGCAGCUACCUAGUUUCCGCAUCGGGAUUGCACACCAAUGAAUCGGAGGUCCUUACGCAGACGCAGCGCGAUCGUUUAGCGCAAGCGGACGUGAGCGAUGAGCCGAUCUGGAUCGUGACGAAAGACGAGAUCGGGAGUGAUGCGAUCCGUCCUGCUGGUGAUGGUCCGAUGACGUGGGAGUUUGAGAUCCAGAACGCGCGGACAUUCGCGUGGGCCGCGAGCGAUGCGUUUAUGUGGGACGCGUGUCGAGCGACGAUCACGGACGAGAACGGCAUGGAGACAGCCGUGCGUUGUCAGUCGUUGUUCCCGGUCGAGGCGGAGGUCUGGGGCAAUGACCACGAGGACGGCGGAUCGACUCGGUACAUCAAGCACUCGAUCGAGUAUUACUCUGAGUGGUUGUCGCCGUAUCCGUAUCCGGUGAUGAGCAACAUCAAUGGUCCUGAGGGCGGGAUGGAGUAUCCGGGGAUUAUCUUCUGCGGCGCGCGGACGAAUCCGGAGGGGUUGUUUGGCGUCACGGACCACGAGAUCGGGCACAUCUGGUUCCCGAUGAUUGUCAACUCCGAUGAGCGCCGCUACAUGUGGCAGGACGAGGGGUUCAAUACUUUCAUCAACAUUUACUCGAAAGCCGCGUGGUACGGGAAGCGUCCUGAUAUCAAGCGGCACAUGGAGCAAACGACUGAGAUCUGCUCGGCGAUUCAUCAGCAGCCGAUCGUGACCGCUCCGGAUCGAGCGUGGCCUCGCUGGGUUGGUCGCUUGAUGUAUCGCAAGACGGGGUACGGGUUGUAUCUGCUGCGUGAGUUCAUCUUGGGACGCGAGCGGUUCGAUGAUGCGUUUGCGCAGUACAUCGAGUGGUGGUCGUUCAAGCAUCCGCAGCCGACUGAUUUCUUCCGCACGAUCGAGGAUGCAGCGGGGACUGAUCUCUCGUGGUUCUGGCGCGGAUGGUUCCUCGAGCCAACUUCAUUGGAUCUUGCGGUUGUUAAAGUCGCACAGGAGGAAGGCGAUACCGCGAUCGUGGUGCUCGAUUCGCUUGGGGAUAUGGUGAUGCCGGUCCCGAUGCAGAUUAUUUAUACGGACGGCACGGCGGAGAGCCGAACGCUUCCGGUGGAGAUCUGGCACACAAGCACGCGAUGGAAUGCCGGGAUCCAGACGGGCGGGCGGGAGAUUGAUUCGGUCACGAUCGAUCCGGAUGAGAUGCUUCCUGAUGUCGAUCGCGAGAACAAUCGCUGGGAGCGGCGCGUGAUUGUCUACACUCGCUCUGUGUACCAAGCGCUGCUGACCAAGAAGUAUCUGACAAGCAAACUGAUGCCGAUCCUCGCGAUGCUCGCGGUGAUGCUGUCGGUAGCGACGAUCCUGAUCACAUGGUCGGUGAUGGGGGGGUUCCUCAAAACGCUGGUGAACUCGGGGAGAUCGCUGAUCGGCGAUGUGACUGUGUCAUGGCCCAAUGUCGGGUUUGCGCAUUACGACGAACUGAUCGCGAUGCUUGAAGAGGAUGAACUGGUCGAGGGUGCGACGCCGAUUAUCGAGACCUUUGGGUUGAUUCAGCUUCCUGACGAUCGGAUUGAGCUGAUCACGAUCAAGGGGAUCGAUGUUGAGAGCUACAACAGGGUCACGAACUACGAGGACACGAUCUGGUGGAAGCCGAUCGAUGAACCCACGGCGAAGGACAAGGACGCUUCUGAUGUGAGACUUGAACCUGACUUCACGCAAGCGAUGGAGAUGUUCAGGUCCAACGCGAUGACGCUGACUCGCCGGAAUCCUGAGUCAGGGAUCACGGAGCAAUCGGGGGUGCUCGGUGUCGAGGUGACUGGACUCAAUGUUCGCACACACGACGGGAUUUACGAUCCACGCAGUUUCGGAUUCCGCGCGCUCCCAGAUGGAGGCGUCGAGCGGGUUCCUGGGUUUAUGCCUGCUGGUGGUUCGGUUGGCUUGACGGUGCUGUCGCUGGAUUCAACAGGCAAGCCUGUCGAUCCGGUGACUCGAACCAUCCCGAUUGCCAACGAGUUUCAGAGCGGGAUCUAUGAGAUUGACACUUCAACGAUCUUCGUGCCUUUGGAUGUGAUGCAGGAGAUGCUCCGGCUUGAUGAGGCGCGAAAGGUCGAGGUGGUCGAGAAUCCGUUCGCGACGGAGAUCGAUCCGGAGACUGGGAAUCGGCGUCCGAAGCGGAGCGAGGUCAUCGGGAUCGAUCCGGCUCGAGUGACCACGGUGCUUGUGAAAGCGAAGGACGGUGCGGAUCUUCAGCAGGUCCGCGAUCGUGUGUACGCGAUCUAUCAGUUGUUCGAGGACAAGCACAAGGGUGAGGUUCCCAGUUCGUUCUCGAUGGAUAACCAGGUCCGUACCUGGGAAGAGAUGAACGCGACGAUGAUCAACGCCGUGAAGAAGGAGACGGGGUUGGUGCUGUUCAUCUUCGGGAUCGUGUCAUUCACGAGCGUGUUCCUUGUGCUCGCGAUCUUCUGGUCGAUGGUGAGCGAGAAGACGAAGGACAUCGGGAUCUUGCGGGCGCUGGGCGCUUCGACACCAGGCGUUGCGUGGUUGUGGAUCCGUUACGGCACAGCGAUCGGACUCAUCGGCGCAACAGUGGGGACGAUUGUUGGGAUCGCCGUGGUUCGGAAUAUCAAUGGAAUUCAUGAUUGGUUGGGAGAAACCUUCAACCUCGUGAUUUGGGAUCCGCGGACUUACUACUUCAUCGAGAUCCCGCACGAAGUGGAGAUACCCAAAGCGGUCAUCGUCUUUGUCGUCGGCGUGCUGACCUGCGUGCUUGGUUCGCUCAUCCCGGCGUUCCGAUCCGCUCGCAUGGUCCCUGUGCUUCACGGCGUGGACCUCACGGUCCAUCACAAAGAAUGGAUCACGAUCCUCGGCGCUUCGGGAUCGGGAAAGAGCACGCUGAUGCAUCUGAUCGGUGGUCUCGAUCGUCCCGAUCGGUAUCCAGAAGAUCCUGCAUCGAUUGUCUACGGCGAUCGAGUGAUCACGAGCCUUGGAUCGAAAGCACUGGAUCGGUACCGAUCGACUGAAGUCGGUUUCGUGUUCCAGUUCUAUCACCUGCUUCCUGAACUCGAUGUGCUCGGGAAUGUGUGCAUCGGCGCAAUGAUCCGGCAUGGGCGGUUGGGUUAUGUCUCCAAUCGCAAAUCUGUUGAAUCGCGCGCCAAGGAGUUGCUUGAGCGAUUCGGGCUCAGCGAACGGAUCAAGCAUCGUCCGGCGGAACUCUCCGGCGGCGAGCGCCAGCGUGUGGCGAUUGCUCGUGCGCUGAUUAAUCAACCCGCGAUGUUGCUCGCGGAUGAGCCGACCGGGAAUUUGGAUCUCAAAACAGGUGAAUCGAUCCUGGAAGUCCUUGCUGAACUCCAGCAAGAUUCGGGUCUGACAAUGGUCAUGGUCACGCACGAUGAGCGGAUCGCGGCUCGUGCGGAUCGUGUGAUCCGACUGGUCGAUGGGCGCGUUGAGGAACAAUCCCUGUCCCAGAGGUUCUACGAUUGCAUGACAAAGCAAGUGUUUCCUAACAAGAAUCAUGAGCGUGGUCGUCCGUCGAAGCGGAUUGAUCUCAGUGUCAGUGGAGAACACACUUUGAGCACCGCACAUGUCAAUCCAUCGGGAGCGACUCCCAAGACGGAGUUUGCCAAAUCGCAGGUGACGCUGACUGGGAUGAGCGGGAAGCAGAUCGCGGCGGAUGUUGUCGAGUGCGGAUCGGGAAUGCCUGUGGUGUUCUUGCACGGGUUGGUGGGUCUCAACGAGCACUGGGAGCAUGUUGUUCGCUCGAUCUCGGAUCGUGCGCGCUGUGUGACUCUGGAGCUGCCGCUGCUCUCGCUUCGGAAAUCGGACUGCUGCAUCCAAGCGGUGUCGGCGAUGACGAUGCAGUUCAUCGAUAAGCACUUCGAUGAGCCAGUAGUUUUGGUGGGCAACUCGUUUGGUGGACAUGUCGCGUUGCGCGUCACACACGAGCGUCCUGAACUGGUCCGCUCGCUGAUCCUUGCGGGAUCGAGUGGGUUGAUUGAACGGACUGUGGUCAAGGGCGCGCCUGUUCGUCCGACUCGCGAGUGGCUCGUCGAGAAGAUCGGUGAGCUUUUCUACGACAAGUCGUUCAUGGCUGAAGCGGAUGUCGAGCGUGCGCACAAGCUGCUCAAUGAACGCGGCGGGGCGCGGGCGAUGGUCAAGCUCUCCAAGAGUGCUCGUCGUGACAACAUGACGGAUGAUCUCGGAGAGAUCGAGCAUCCGACGCUCCUGAUUUGGGGGAAGGAAGAUGUGGUGACCCCUCCGAGUGCGGGACAGGGAUUCAGUGAGUUGAUGCCGAACGCGGAACUCUUUUGGAUCAACGAUUGUGGUCACGCGCCGAUGAUCGAACGGACCAUACUCAUGCGUGCACCCACCCCCAAUGCCGGGUAUUCCAUGACGAGUCUUGUUGGUGCGGCGCUGCGUGCUCGCGUGGAGAUGCGUCGGCGCAAGCUCAAUGACUUGGACUAUUGGAAGCGAUCGACCUGCACGAUCCAAGCGGCGCAGCUCCGCAAGAACCUGAGUCUCUGUGUUCGCACAGACUUUGGGAAGAAGCACGGAUUUGGAUCAAUCGUCGAGAUCGAAGACGAUGCUCAGAUGAUCAGAGCGUAUCGAGAUGCACUUCCGAUCAAUGAUUGGUAUGUAUUCCAGGAUUCGAUUGGGCGCAUGCGGGAUGGUGGUGAGUCCGAUGUGCUUUGGCCGGGACGCGUAGAUCACUUCGCGCAGACCUCUGGAACGACGGCGGGGGAUAAGUACAUCCCGGUCACGAAGGAGAUGUUCCGAUCGAACUACCUCGCAUCGCUGGAUAUCUUCGCUCAUCUGAUCAAUCGGGGUGUGCAUCCGGAGCGGAUGAUGGGUGGGCGUUGUUUGUUCCUUGGCGGAUCGACGGAUCUGGAGUACAACGAGCACGGCAUCGCGACGGGGGAUUUGUCGGGAUUGGUGACGCCUUUGAUUAAGUGGCCGUUGUCGAUGAUCUAUUCGCCGGGACCUGCGGUGGCGUUGAUGAGUCAUUGGCCCGACAAGAUCGAAGCGAUGGCGCAGCUCGCGAUCGAUCAGGACAUCCGCUUUAUCUCUGGAAUGCCGAGCUGGGCUUUGGUGCUCAUUGAUCGUGUGAUCGAACUCGCGAAUGAGCGAGGGAUGAAUGCGAAGUGCGCGAGAGAUGUUUGGCCAAACCUUGAGGUCUUCGUCCACGGAGGGGUGAACUAUCGUCCAUUCAUCGAGCGGAUGAGUGUCGCUUUUUCAGGUGAUGCGCAGAUCGACUUCCCGUGCCGACAUGAGUUGUACCCCGCUUCGGAGGGGUUCCUCGCGAUGCAGGAUCGGGAUGACGAUCUGGGGAUGAGGCUGCUGAGUGAUAACGGGAUCUUCUUCGAGUUUGUCCCACGAGAGCAGAUUGAUGAUGACAAUCCUGAGGUGUUCUCGUGCUGGGAGGUCGAGAAGGGGCAGCAGUAUGUGGUGGUCAUGAGCACCAACGCGGGACUCUGGCGCUACAUCAUCGGCGAUGUCGUCGAGUUCGAUACGAUCCCAGAUGGUUUUAAUGGGAAGGGUGGCGAUGGUCCUGCACGGCUGCGGAUCGUGGGCCGGCAUCGACACUUCAUCAACGCGUUCGGAGAGAAUCUGAUCGGCGAGCACAUCGAAGAAGGUGUGAGCGCGGCAUCACGCGCGAUCGGCGCGACGAUCGGUGAGUUCACGGCGGCGCCGGUCUAUCCCUCGCAAUCUACACGCGCUGGACUUGAGAUUGCUGUGGAGUUCCCGAUUGCGCCGAGCACAGAUCAGCUGAUCCGUUUCCGAGAUGCGUUUGAUGCGCAUGUUCGAUCGAUCAAUGUGGAUUACAACACGAAACGCUCUGAUUCAGUGGGGAUGAGCGAUCCGACGAUCACGAUCCUGCCGGACGGGACAUUCCAUCGCUGGAUGGAUAUGAAGGGCAAGCUUGGUGGUCAGCACAAAUGUCCACGUUGUGCGAAUCAUCGAGACAUCCUGUCUGAAGUGCUUCAAGCGGCGCAUCGAAAAAGAAUGUCAGUACUCAAUGUCGUCCAUGCCGCGGACGCGAUUCUUGAACAACUCAGCGACUACAUCGGACUGAUGGAUGACGAGAAGUACACCAAAGCUUCAACGAUCUUCCCAGCCGGGACGAUCGGGAAGCACAUCCGUCACACGCUCGAUCAUUUCCGAUGCUCGAUCAACACGCCUUCAUGCGAGAAGAUUGAUUACGACCAUCGAGCUCGCGGCGUGAGUGUGGAGACUGAUCGUCAAGCCGCAUUGACUGAGAUUUCACAACUCCGCAGCGCGUUGAGUGGAUUCGAUGCCGAUGGACUCAAUGAGUCGGUUACCGCUCAGGUCAUGUGUGCCGGCGAUGGGUGUUGUGCGGAACUGCAAUCCACUCGAGGCAGAGAGAUCUUCUUCGCGCUUCAUCACGCGAUCCACCACAACGCGAUCCUGAAGGCGAUCGCGGCGGAGUUUGACAUUGAGCUGGAUGCCGCUUUCGGGACGGCACCAUCGACGCUCAACUACGAAUCCGGAUUGGCAUCCAACUGA
Messenger RNA from Symbiodinium sp. CCMP2592, 7308 nucleotides. Lineage: Eukaryota; Dinophyceae; Suessiales; Symbiodiniaceae. The record is from the annotation of a GenBank genome assembly.